Messenger RNA from Dracunculus medinensis (Guinea worm), 2103 nucleotides. The record is from the annotation of a GenBank genome assembly. NCBI's taxonomy places the organism in Eukaryota, Metazoa, Nematoda, Chromadorea, Rhabditida, Dracunculidae.
AUGGCUCAUUUACUCCUGCAGAUGGCUUCAAAUAAUUUGAAACCAUUAUUUCGUAAACUUUGUCAUUUUCAAAAUGAAUAUUUUUCAGGAAAUAUUGAAUCAUUGCAUGAAAAAUUGCGGAAUUAUGAAGUGAUAAAAAUUUCACGACGAUUGGAGAAACGAGGAGCAAAUUUAAGUCCAUUUGGUUAUAAUAGGCAAGAACAUGUCACUUUUCGCGCAUUUAAUCAUCGUUUCGAUUUAUAUUUAACUCCAAAAAAGGCAAUUCUUCAUCCGAAUUUCUCAGCUCGGACUGUGAAUGCUUUCGGACAUGAAGGACGGUUUUAUGUUGAUCCUGAAGAACACUUUGAAGGUCACGUUCAUGGCGAAAAACAUUCAAGAGUUUCGGUGACAUUUGACGAAUUUGGUGCGAUGUUGGGUGCAAUUCGAGUUAAUGGUGAAAUAUAUAUUUUCGAGCCUGUCAGAUUUUAUGAUAAUGAAAGAGAAGCAAAUGAAGUUCUGGUCUAUCGUGAUUCGGAUAUGAGAUCAAAAUUCACUACCAAUGGUUUAAAAUUUUGCAAGGCGAUUCAGUUUAAUUCUUCAUUUGAUUCCGUUUCUUCAGUUUUCAAGCGUCAUAAAAGAUCUGAGCAGUCAUUAUUCUCCAAAAACCGGUGUUCAUUGCGAUUAGUCGCUGAUUAUAGAUUUUUUCAAUCAGUUGGCAAUGGCAGUUUGGCUUUUUCAGCAAGAUAUUUGAUAAAUGUAAUAGAUCGAGUCAAUGUAUUAUACACUUCAACGGAAUGGGGCCAAGAUGAUGAUGGCCGUCGUCUUAUUAAUAUGGGUUUUAUGAUAAAAGAUAUGCUAAUACAUAAUGAAAGUACAUAUGGACCAAUUGAACAUUAUAAUGCCGCAACAAAUAUGAAGCGCAAUGUUAACAAACUUCUUGAAGAUUUUUCUCAUCGGCAAGGCUCAAACGAAUAUUGCUUAGUGCAUUUAUUCACUGCUCAGGCAUUUGAAGACGGUGUUCUUGGUCUUGGUUAUAUUUCAUCACCUGAAAUACAUUCUCCUGGUGGAAUUUGUUCCAUUAUGAGUCGAUCAUCCAACGACAAAAUCGUCUUUUAUAACACAGCAUUGUCAAGUGUUAAAACAAUGCAUGGCGGUUCAGUUGUUACACGGGAGGCAGAUAUCGUUACAGCUCAUGAAUUGGGUCAUAAUUGGGGCGCCACUCAUGAUGAUGAAUCUUUGGAAUGUUCACCUCCGUACAGUGAAGGUGGAUCAUAUAUAAUGAAUACCUAUUCUGUUUCUGGUUACGAUGAUAAUAAUGAUCGUUUCUCGCCUUGUUCGAAACGAAUGAUAGCUAAAGUUUUAUCUCGAAAAGCGGAAAGAUGUUUUGAAGAAGAAAAAGGUGCUUUUUGUGGCAAUAACAAAAUUGAAAAUGAUUCAUAUGGUUCAUAUGAAGAAUGUGACGUUGGCGGUCGACUGUCAGGCAUUGAUGAUAAAUGUUGUACCUGGGAUUGUCGACUCAAACCUAAAGCUAAAUGCUCGCCGAAAAAUUUCCCAUGUUGCUCUGAAGAUUGUCAAUUUCUGCCGAAUACAAGCCUGUGCCUUCAUGAAAAUCCUUUACAGUGCAAACUCUCUUCGUAUUGCACUGGUACAUCUGGUGAAUGUCCAGAACCGAAAUCGAUUGCUGAUGGAACAAGAUGCUUAGAAGAUGGUGAAUGUUUAAAUGGACAGUGCCUUACUUUCUGCGAACGUCCUUCUUUAAAUAUGAAACCAUGUAUUUGUCAUAAUGAAGCCGAUUCGUGUUUGCGUUGCUGCCGGUCGGAAAACGGAACUUGUCAGCCAUAUGAUUAUGAUCCAAAAUAUAUAUUAAAAGAUGGAACACGAUGUAUUCAUGGCUACUGCCGUAAUGCAAUAUGUGUAAAAGAAGUGGCUGAUGUUAUUUCUCAUUUUUGGAAUAUUAUCGACAAUAUAGAUGAAACAAAUUUUUGGAAAUUUGUUGAAGAUAAUCUUGUUGGUAUUAUCACUAUAGUAACACUAAUUUUUUGGAUUCCUGUCAGUGUUUUCAUUCACCAUAUAGUUAGUAUUCAUUAUUCAUUAUCCAAUAUUUUUCCGAGAUAUUUUUCAUGA